Molecule: messenger RNA, 651 nt
Organism: Penicillium cataractarum
Lineage: Eukaryota; Fungi; Ascomycota; Eurotiomycetes; Eurotiales; Aspergillaceae
Exons: 1
Coding region: 1-651 (216 amino acids)
Source: RefSeq, a predicted model, not a curated record
AUGGCCCAUCAACCAGAACGUCAAAACUCAAACAAUAUCUCUACAUACGAUGAGGACCUCAUGGUAUCUAGUCCCACAUCACGACUAUUCCAUGUAUACAACAAACGGCGCAGAAACGACUUCGCCAUCUCCACAGCAGACAAAACCCCUUUAGCAUACGUGCGAUGCUCAACUUUCACCAUCGGCAAACCUGACCUGACAUACCACGCCGGUGAAACAGACCAAGCCCCCGUCGCCGCGAUAUGCAAAUUCAUCAACUUCUCACGGCACUGCAAAGUCGGAUUUGGCGAUUCAAACGAUCCUAAUAUCGUCUGGGAAGACUUGAAGCGGUACAAAUUAACGACUCACUAUCGGAUUGAAAUGACGCUGGACGGAGACGCGAGAAAGGCCUUUGUGUGGAAACGAACACAUAAUGCCGGUAUUGGAAAUGAUACGCCGUCUAAGCUGAGCACGAAGAAUUUCAAACUUAUUGACGAGCAGACGGAUGAGUUGGUUGCAGUCUAUUUGAACAAUGGAGUUAAGAGUUGGGAGAAAUGUGGCAAAUUUCAGAUCAAUGUCGACUAUGGGAGGCAGUUUGAUGUAAUGGUGCUGAUCACGGGGUUGUCGUUAUUGGAGAAAGAGAGACGUCGGGAGAGAAGACAUAAUAGCUAG